Peromyscus californicus insignis is the source of this 756-nucleotide messenger RNA. Its product is annotated as prolactin-7D1-like. The record is from RefSeq and is a predicted model, not a curated record. The coding region runs from base 1 to 756 and encodes 251 amino acids. Lineage: Eukaryota; Metazoa; Chordata; Mammalia; Rodentia; Cricetidae. Gene Ontology annotation, molecular function: prolactin receptor binding; hormone activity. Gene Ontology annotation, cellular component: extracellular region. The transcript has 6 exons. Gene Ontology annotation, biological process: positive regulation of receptor signaling pathway via JAK-STAT; positive regulation of lactation; mammary gland development.
AUGCCACUGUCUUUGACUCAAACAUGCUCCUCAGGGCCUCUCCUGAUGCUGUUGGUGUCAAACCUCCUUCUGUGGGAGAAAGUGGCCUCUGCACCCAUGAAUGUCAGUGAGGCUGGCCUUAGUAAAGUGUCCCUUAAGGACUUGUUUGAUAAUGCCACCGCACUGGCUGAAAACAUCACUGAACUCGCUACAGAAAUGCGCCUGGAAUUUUUCCACGACAAGUUCUCUUCAAAAAUAUUCAAUAAAAUUAUACUAGAUUUGAGCAAGAAAAAUAAAAUGGCAGAGCUCGUCAACAGCUGCCACACUCUUCCCAUCAAAACUCCGGACACAAAAGAGGAAGUUCGCAAUACCACGAUUCAAGGCUUUUUGAAACUGUCACUCAGUAUACUGCAUGCCUGGAAAGACCCUCUGAAACAUCUAGUGACAGAACUCAGUGCUAUGCCAGAAGCACCUCAUGUUAUCCUAUCAAAGGCCAAAGCCAUUGAGGCCCAACACAAAAUCUUUCUGGAGGAGAUCGUGAGGAUAAUAUCCAAGGUUGAUCCUGCAAUCCAAGAAACUGAAGACCCCCCAGUCUGGUCAGAUCUGGAAUCCUUGAGGGCAGCUGAUGAAGAAAUUAGAUUUUUUGCUCUUUAUUUGUUUUCAUAUUGCCUGCGUCUUGACCUACGAAUAGUUGAAUUUUAUGUCAAUAUCUUGAAAUGUAUCCUUAUAAAUGGUGACAUCUGUUACUCAUAUUUUGAGCCAUUAAUGAACUUCUAA